AUGGAUAUGGGUUCUGAUACUCAGUCAGUGCGUGCCACUGUCGUCCAAGCUUCCACUGUCUUCUAUGACACUCCUGCUACACUUGAUAAAGCUGAGAGAUUGAUUGCAGAUGCUGCUACUUAUGGGGCACAGCUGGUUGUUUUUCCUGAGGCUUUCAUUGGUGGCUAUCCCCGUGGUUCUAACUUUGGAGGGGCCAUUGCCUGCCGAACAGCAAAGGGAAAUGAGGAGUUUCGAAAAUAUCAUGCAUCAGCCGUUGGUGUACCAGGUCCUGAAGUUGAGAGAUUGGCAGGAAUGGCUGGUAAAUAUAAAAUUUAUCUUGUAAUGGGUGUGAUUGAAAGGGAAGGAUAUACACUUUAUUGCACUGUUCUUUUCUUUGAUUCCCAAGGCCAAUACAUGGGAAAACAUCGUAAGCUCAUGCCUACAGCUCUAGAGCGUGUCAUAUGGGGCUUUGGAGAUGGGUCGACGAUUCCUGUUUUUGAGACUCCUAUUGGAAAAUUGGGCUCCCUCAUUUGCUGGGAAAACAGAAUGCCUCUCUUACGAACUGCAAUGUAUGGUAAAGGAGUUGAAAUAUAUUGCGCACCUACGGCAGAUGCAAGGGAAACAUGGCAGUCAUCCAUGACCCACAUUGCACUUGAAGGGGGAUGCUUUGUUCUUUCUGCAAAUCAAUUCUGCCGAAGAAACGAUUACCCCCCUCCACCUGAUUAUGUUUAUGGGAACAUGGAGGAGGAACUCUCACCAGACUCUGUUGUUUGUUCAGGAGGCAGUGUGAUUAUUUCUCCAUCGGGUGCUGUGUUGGCUGGACCCAAUUAUGAAUCAGAGGCUCUGAUCUCUGCUGAUUUAGAUUUUGGAGAAAUUGUGCGAGCCAAGUUUUAUUUUGAUGUGGUUGGACAUUUUGCGAGGCCUGAUGUUAUGAGCCUGACUGUGAUGGACCACCCAUUGGUGCCUGUCUCAUUCGCUUCCAAUACCAAUGCUGAAGGGCCAAAAAAGUUGUUAUAGUGGCAUUUGGUUUUCUAAAAUGCCCCUUUUUAGUAUAUUUUGGCAUCCUUAAUGUACAAUAAUGAUGCACGUAUAAAGCUUCUAUGUUUCUCUGUUUCCUGUACUUCUUUUAGUACAUUUUAUCAACUUUAAUGAAUGAAGAUGCAUUGCAUCUUAUGGUUAA
Molecule: messenger RNA, 1159 nt
Organism: Amborella trichopoda
Lineage: Eukaryota; Viridiplantae; Streptophyta; Magnoliopsida; Amborellales; Amborellaceae
Product: bifunctional nitrilase/nitrile hydratase NIT4A
Biological process (GO): detoxification of nitrogen compound
Molecular function (GO): nitrilase activity; nitrile hydratase activity
Source: RefSeq, a predicted model, not a curated record